This is a messenger RNA of Aspergillus tanneri, 1611 nucleotides long. Its product is annotated as DNA-(apurinic or apyrimidinic site) lyase APN1. The transcript has 5 exons. Gene Ontology annotation, biological process: base-excision repair. Lineage: Eukaryota; Fungi; Ascomycota; Eurotiomycetes; Eurotiales; Aspergillaceae. The record is from RefSeq and is a predicted model, not a curated record. Gene Ontology annotation, molecular function: DNA binding; zinc ion binding; phosphoric diester hydrolase activity. The coding region runs from base 1 to 1611 and encodes 536 amino acids. Gene Ontology annotation, cellular component: nucleus; mitochondrion.
AUGCCUCCACGUGGAACGCGUAGGGCAACCUCUGGCGGUGCACCACGCUCGCAGCCAACAACCAGCCCAGGGAGCAAUAAACGAAAAUCCGAGGAGAGUGCUGUGCCGAGCUCCCCACCAAGAAAAUCAAAGAAAGUGAAGUCGACAGAUCAGCUGAAAACUGUAGCCUCUUCAGUUCUGACUGAAUCCCACGGGACGGUCAAACAGGAAGUCGGAGAAGAAGAAAAGGAGGAGACCAAGGUAUCCGUUCACGUUCAGUUGGAGCAAGGGCCGGAUGAAAAGACAGCCGUGAAGGGAAAGGCUACGAAAAAGCAAAAAACGAAACUGGAAAAGAAGUCCGAGCACAUGCCUCUGCGCUCGAGGACACAGGGACUGCGCAUGCAUGUGGGAGCGCAUGUCAGCGCAGCCAAAGGCGUGUUUAACGCCGUAUCCAAUAGCACACACAUCGGUGGCAAUGCUUUUGCACUCUUCCUUAAGUCACAGAGAAAAUGGGAUAACCCUCCACUACAAGACGACCACCGAGACCAGUUCCGUCGGCUUUGCCAGGAACAGAAUUACGACGCAGCAAAAUACAUCCUUCCUCACGGAUCCUAUCUAGUCAACCUAGCACAAGAAGACAAAGCUAAAUCCAAGCAAGCAUACGACUCAUUCCUCGACGAUCUCCGUCGCUGCGAAGCCCUAGGAAUCAAACUAUACAACUUCCACCCCGGCAGCGCAAACCAAAGCAGCCACUCCGACGCAUUACGCCGACUCGCCAAAGCCCUAACCAACGCCCUCUCCGCCACGACAACGGUUAUCCCCGUCCUCGAGACGAUGUGCGGCCACGGCUCCACCAUCGGCGGCCAACUGACUGAAUUCCGAGACCUGCUGGCUAUGAUCCCACACGAACACCAUCCCCGUAUCGGCAUCUGCAUCGACACGUGCCACAGCUUCGCGGCCGGAUACGAUCUCGCCACCUCGACAGGGUUCCAAGACUUCAUGAAAGAAUUCGAAGACGUGAUUGGGCUUCAGCAUCUACGUGCUCUCCAUCUCAACGACUCCAAGGCCCCCCGUGGCAGUAGACGGGAUCUUCACGCGAAUAUUGGAACGGGGUUUCUUGGUCUCCGGGCAUUUCAUAAUGUGAUGAAUGAAUCUCGUUUCGAGGGUCUUCCUAUGAUUCUUGAAACGCCUAUCGAUCGACCUGAAUCAAGUAUCAAGAACCAAAAGGAGGAAGAGGAUGACACUAGCGAUGCUGACUCUAAAAAGAAAGCCACGAAGAAGCAGCCGAAGCGACCGGCUGGUGCGAAGCCUGCAAUGGUGGCUGAUCUCUCUGUCUGGGCAAAGGAGAUCGAGCUUCUUGAAUCAUUGAUCGGGAUGGAUCCUGAAGGUCCGGAGUUCCGUGCCCUCGAGAAGAAGUUGUCCGACGAAGGUAGAGAAGAGCGCGAAAAGCAUCAGGAGCAAUAUGAUCGAAAGCUGGAGAGUGAAAAGAAGAAGCAGACAAAAGGCCCGAGCAAAAAAGCGCAAAAGUCGUUAUUGGAGAUGAUGAAUGCACCCGGAAGGAAAGGGAAAGCGAGUCAGACAGCUACGGGCGAUGGCAGUGAAGACGAAGGAUGCCAGAGUCACUCGGAGUAG